Electrophorus electricus (electric eel) is the source of this 6650-nucleotide messenger RNA. RefSeq names its product ankyrin repeat and FYVE domain containing 1 (gene ankfy1). NCBI's taxonomy places the organism in Eukaryota, Metazoa, Chordata, Actinopteri, Gymnotiformes, Gymnotidae. The record is from RefSeq and is a predicted model, not a curated record. Gene Ontology annotation, molecular function: protein binding; metal ion binding.
AAAUGAUUACUUGCAUAUUUUCACGCCCUUUCUGUUUUAGAUGUUGAACGAAUUACCUGUUGGCAUGGACAAGCAUGUCUGUACAUGCAUUUGCGUAAGGUUUUGAGUUAAAUUAACAUAUAUAUUUAUCAUCGCAAUGACCAGUUUAAUUAUUGCGUCUUAUUUUCUCCAAGACUGCUAGCUAGCGAGGAUGGCUAUCCAUGUAGCGUUAGCACAGCUAACUGGACUCUCUGCAAGUAAAGUGGUGGGCUGGGCGGUGGUUGUGGUAAAUUGGCCGGGUGGUUGUAGAAACCAGAAUAAAAUGCAGAAUAAAAAACCGGGAUUUUUCGAGAAAUUUGUCGUAAUUGACUGGUUUGUUCAGACUCUAAAAAGCAGUAUGAGUUCACGUUAAAUUGGGCUAGAAUCAACAAUUGUUUUCAGAGAACAUAACGGUACUCAGUCUCCAUGUUUAUUCGCCAUUUAUUCGGUGUGGGAUAAGACCUUAAUUUCUGGCCACCGUGAUACCACGGAUUACCUUGCGCUGUAUUACAUUUCAGGCACAUUAGAAAUGCGCUGAAGCUCGAAGAGCACGUUUAAAACGCCGGAAUGGUGUCUGGAUUACCGUACGUGAUCCGAUCAUGCGAGGAGUGCGUGGGCGCAGUUCUUUAAUGCAUUUAGACUUGUUAUUAAUGUAAAUGUUAUAUAAAAAGACGUGGUGCAGCUAACGGCUACUUUUGAUUAGCCUCCAAUAAAAUGUGCGUUGUAUUGUAUCUGUGUGGCCCAGAUAUUGCGGUUUCUUUUAUCUGAACCUACGUGUCCAGCCAGAUCUGUUGACAAUCACGCAAAGCCUCUUUAAUGGUUCAAUUUUAUUCAAUAUAACCGCUUUAUGGUCUUGGAGAAUACUUGAAAUGACGUUUCAUACGCAUAGGGAAAAUUAACCAACACAUUCAACCGUAACUAAGUAAACUGGCAUACUUAAAAGUGAACGUUUGAAUAUUUAUGACUUCUAAAUUAUAGUUUGUUUUUUUCAUUAUACGUUGCUCAGGAUGUGUUGAUUGCAUAAUCAGGUCAUUGUGCACUGCAGGCUGCCAUGCCUUUAAAAUGCUUUAUAGUGCCUAAUGAUCUCCCAAGGAACAAGUCUGUUAACUGCAUUUCUUACAGGGCAAAACUAAAACAAAAUAUAAAAAACCAAUCUGUUGUUUUGACAGUCUUAAUGGAUUGUUGAUACUAGUGGUUAGAGCCUAUUACACUGUAAUUAUAAUGGAUAUAAUGGUGUGUUAUGUUCCCCCUUUCCCUAAUGCUAAGUUUCUUGUUUUUUGUUUCAUACCAUUUGUCAUUGUGUUUGUAGACCAAGUCAGGUGGUUAGGGCCAGGGCAGGGCAAAGGUGAAGUGUCUCCUCAGCAUUCUGCGGAAUAACUAACGCACACAGACACACUGGCACAAAUGAGGAAGGAAGCGGCGGGAGGUGCAGAGUUUGCACUAAGCAGUGAAAUCCCAAGUCUUCUCGCGUAUGGGAAGCAGUCACAUACAGGAUGCUGCCGUCGUGCCAUGUUAUUUUUUCCUUUCUUUUUUUGAAUGUGCCACCAAAGGCAUGUACAUGUAUGUAUGUAUGUAUGUAGGCAAGAUCGACACAGACUGAAAUGUUGUUUCAGCGUUCACAGACUUUACAGACUGAAAGGGGAAAGCUGUUAAGACUUACCCAUGAAUCCUGGGACGUAAGAGGAGGUGCAGAAGCUGCAGAAGCACCUGUCCCUGCUCCGGCAGGAGUACGUCAAGAUGCAGCACAAGCUGGUGGAGACGGAGAGGAGGUGCUCGGUGCUGGCCGCCCAGGCCUCCGGUCGAGGCUCACCCUCCCAGUCCGGCGACUCCUUCAUCAGCCGCUUGCUGACCAUCGUGGCCGACCUCUACCGGCAAGAACAGUACAGCGACCUAAAGGUGAAGAUCGGGCAGGAGUGGCUCAGUGCGCACAAGUUUGUGCUGGCAGCCCGCAGUGACAUCUGGAGCCUGGCCAACCUAGCCUCCAUCUCCGAGCUGGACCUAUCAGAGGCCAAGCCAGAGGUCGCCAUGGCGAUGCUGCGCUGGGCCUACACAGACGAGCUGGAGCUGUGCGAAGAUGAUGCCUUUCUCAUUGACCUUAUGAAGUUGGCAAACCGAUUCCAGCUCCACCUCCUGCGAGAGAGAUGUGAGAAGGGAGUGAUGUCCUCGGUGAACGUGAGGAACUGCAUCAGGUUCUACCAGACGGCCGAAGAGCUGGACGCCACCACGCUGAUGAAUUACUGUGGAGAAAUCAUCGCCAGCCAUUGGGACGACCUGAGGAAGGAGGACUUCAGCACCAUGAGCGCCCAGCUGUUGUACAAGAUGAUCAAAUCAAAGACGGAGUUCCCCCUCCACAAAGCCAUCAAGGUGGAGCGGGAGGAUGUGGUCUUCCUCUACCUUAUAGAGAUGGAUGCUCAGUUACCAGGGAAGCUGAACGAGUUGGACAAUAACGGGGACCUGGCCCUGGACCUGGCCCUGUCGAGGAAGCUGGAAAGUAUCGCCACCACGCUGGUAAACAACAAAGCAGAUGUAGACAUGGUGGACCAGAGUGGCUGGAGCCUCCUGCACAAGGCCAUCCAGAGAGGAGACGAGUUCGCCUCCACCUUCCUGAUCCGACACUCGGCCCAGGUCAACGCGGCCACCGUGGGUGCCGUGGAGACGCCCCUGCACCUCGUCUGCUCCUUCAGCCCCAAGAAACACAGCGGCACCGUGAUGAGUGGCAUGGCCCGCAUUGCCGAGGCCCUGCUUCACACCGGCGCCAACCCUAACAUGCAGAACAGCAGGGGACGGACGCCGUUGCAUGAAGCGGUGGUGUCAGGAAAUGAUCCGGUCUUCAACCAGCUCCUGCAGUGCAAACAGCUGGACCUGGAGCUCAAGGACCAUGAGGGGAGCACAGCCCUGUGGCUGGCCCUUCAGUAUAUCACAGUGGCUUCCAAAACGUCCGUAAACCCCUUCGAGGACGAUGUGCCCGUGGUCAACGGCACCUCAUUUGACGAGAAUAGCUUUGCGUCGCGGCUCAUUCAGAGGGGGAGUGACCCGGACAGUCCAGAUGUCUCAGGAAACUGCCUCAUGCAGAGGGCAGCCCUCGCGGGCAGCGAAGCAGCCGCCAUCUUCCUGGCCACCCACGGGGCGAAGGUCAAUCACGCCAACAAAUGGGGCGAGACUCCACUCCACACGGCCUGCCGCUGCGGCCUGGCCACUCUGACAGCAGAGCUCCUGCAGCAGGGCGCCAACCCCAACCUGCAGACCCAGAGCGCCCCGCCCGACAGCGGGGAGUGCGGCCCAGGCGUGUCCUCGCAGAGCCCCCUGCACAUGGCCAUCGCCCACAACCACCCCGACGUGGUGUCUGUCAUACUGGAGCAGAAGGCCAAUGCCCUCCAUGCCACCAACAACCUGCAGAUCAUCCCAGACUUCAGCCUCAAAGACUCCAUGGACCAGACUGUGCUCGGCCUUGCGCUCUGGACAGGAAUGCACAUCAUCGCCGCCCAGCUCCUGGGGUCCGGCGCGGCCAUUAACGACACCAUGUCGGACGGCCAGACUCUCCUGCACAUGGCCAUCAAGAGGCAGGACAGCAAGAGCGCCCUCUUCCUGCUGGAGCACCAGGCGGACAUCAACGUCAGGACACAGGAAGGCCAGACUGCCCUGCAGCUGGCCAUCAGCAACCAGCUCCCCCUGGUGGUGGAUGCUAUCUGCACACGCGGAGCAGACAUGUCAGUGGUGGACGAGAAGGGAGACCCUCCCCUGUGGCUCGCCCUGGAGAACGGCCUGGAGGACAUCGCCUCCACGCUGGUCCGGCACGGAUGCGACGCGACGUGCUGGAGCACGGGCCCCGGGGGCUGCCAGCAGACGCUGCUGCACAGAGCCAUCGACGAGAACAACGAGGUCUCCUCCUGCUUCCUCAUCCGCAGUGGCUGCGAUGUGAACAGCCCACGGAGGCCAGGGCCCAAUGGGGAGGGUGACGAGGAGGCGCGGGAUGGCCAGAGCCCCCUGCACCUGGCCUCCUGCUGGGGCCUGGAGGAUACGGUGCAGUGCCUCUUGGAGUUUGGCGCCAACGUCAAUGCGCAGGACUCGGAGGGGCGUGCCCCCAUCCACGUGGCCAUCAGCAACCAGCACGGCAUCAUCAUCCAGCUGCUGAUCUCCCACCCAGACAUCCGGCUGAGCCUGCGAGAUCGGCAGGGCUCCACGCCAUUCGCCUGCGCCAUGACCCACAAGAACAACAAAGCAGCUGAGGCCAUCCUGAAGAGGGAGCCUGGCGCUGCCGAGCAGGUGGACAACAAGGGGAGGAACUUCCUCCACGUGGCCGUACAGAGCUCAGACAUCGAGAGCGUGCUCUUCCUCAUCAGCGUGCAGGCCAACGUCAACUCACGGGUGCAGGACGCAGCCAAGCUCACCCCAUUGCACCUUGCCGUGCAGGCCGGCUCCGAGAUUAUCGUCCGCAACCUGCUUUUGGCGGGCGCCAAAGUGAACGAGCUAACCAAACAUCGUCAGACGGCGCUCCACCUGGCAGCACAGCAGGACCUGGCCACCAUUUGCUCCGUGCUGCUGGAGAACGGCGUCGAUUUCACCGCCGUCGACGAGAACGGCAACAACGCCCUCCACCUGGCUGUGAUGCAUGGGCGUCUCAAUAACGUGCGCACCCUCCUCACGGAGUCCAACAUCGACGCGGAGGCCUACAAUCUCAGGGGCCAGUCUCCGAUGCAUGUGCUGGGGCAGUAUGGGAAGGAGAAUGCAGCAGCCAUCUUUGAGCUCUUUUUGGAGUGCAUGCCAGAGUAUCCUCUGGACAAGCCAGACAACGACGGAAACACAGUCCUCCUGCUGGCAUAUAUGAAGGGGAACGCUAACCUGUGUCGAGCCAUCGUGAGGGCAGGCGCUCGCUUGGGUAUCAACAACAACCAGGGCGUCAACAUCUUCAACUACCAAGUGGCCACCAAACAGCUCCUCUUCCGGCUCCUCGAUAUGCUGUCCAAAGAGCCCCCGUGGUGCGACGGCUCCAACUGCUACGAGUGCACCGCCAAGUUUGGGGUGACCACGAGGAAGCACCACUGCCGCCACUGUGGCCGCCUGCUCUGCCAUAAGUGCUCCAUCAAAGAGAUCCCCAUCAUCAAGUUCGACCUCAACAAGCCGGUCCGCGUGUGCGACAUCUGCUUCGACGUGCUGACACUAGGCGGGGUGUCCUAACAGGCCAGCAGGGGGCGCCAUGGGAGAGACAGGCGCCAGCCACGCCGGACAAGUUUGAGCGAGAGGGAGAGAGAGAGUGGGGCGAGAACAACGGAAAGAGGCUGGAGGUGAGAGCCCUCGGACUAACUGUACGGAGCGCAGCCAUUACUACUGUCGCAGUCUUUUCUGGAAAUAAAACAAAAACAUCCAUAAAAAACGCGUGUGUUCUAGUAACGUUACCAACGUCUAACCAAGGAUCAAAGUCAGAGUAGUAAAAUGCCAUUGAAGUGGAAUUUGUAGACUUCGCAGGUUUUUUGUACCCGUUUGACGGAAAAAGAGACGGUGGGUUUGGGGGCGGCGGGCAUGCUCCGAGGAAUUGGCCAACCGUAAACAUGAUCCGACAACGCCGAUGAAUCGUCGCUCACCAUUUUCCCAUAAAUCGAUCUGAGAUUUAAACACAGAUCGCUCGGUUGGGGAAAUUCACUGCUGGGUGUAAAGAGAUGUAAAUGAGGAGGUGGAGUGUCCCUCUGCUGAGAUGGUCUGAAGCCUUAAUCAUGCGGGCCUGGGUUUAGCGCUGUCUUAGUCAAGAACAAUGCAUUUAUAUACAUUUACUGUUUUCUAAGACGUCUCGAGGUCUGAGGAAAGGCCAAGUGUCCUGCAGGACUCGGGUAAGACUGAGCACCUAGUUAACUCCGCGUCACCCGCAUUUCAGAUGGGAACCGGAACGUGUUACUUGUUCUGCCGCCCCGUGUGAUUUAAUCUCAGCUGUGUCAAUGGAUUGUGCCACAGAAAGAUCUGCAUAUUAAACACUUUAUUUUUAUUAUUCCAUUAGCAUUUUUAUAUUCAUGAAACACUCGUGGCUGGCUAAGCCAAGUCUCAUUUUCUAACCCAAUCAAAACUAAAUUUAAAAACUCUUUCCUAUGAAGUCUUAGAAACAGAGGUUGUUUGAAGUAUGGAAAUUAACUACAAUGCCCAUGCACAUGUAAUUUUAUCAGGUCCAUGAUUCAAUUACUGAUCACCAAAAAAAUACAUUCCAUUUAAUCUUCUUUGGCCUUUUAAUGUCUUUGCGAGAUGUCACCUUAAGUUGCUCUAUAAUUAAAAAAAAAAAAUUCAGUUGCAACACUAAAUUGUUGCACCAUCAGUUUUUUUUUAUAUAUACAUAUUUUGAAAAGAAAAGGUGACAAGGAUUAGAAGGGGGUCAGUCUACAAUGUGUUCUAGGUAAUGUUAAAUUGUACAGUUAAUUGUAUAAUAUUUUUGAUCACUACAACUGUUUUGUACUUAGAUGCAGAUUGUGCUUUUUCUGUUUUUGUCAACGUGACAAACCUAAAAUCUCACCUCUGUUCAAUCCUUUAUGCACACUGUAUCGUAUCUGUAUGCUCAGAUAUCUAGCCUGUCGCUUCCUCUAGUAUCCUUUUCAAGAAAGGGAGGACAACUUUACAUUAAGGCCAUCAGACAAUUAAAAAAAUCAUUUAAACUC